Leptinotarsa decemlineata (Colorado potato beetle) is the source of this 1768-nucleotide messenger RNA. RefSeq lists its product as uncharacterized. The record is from RefSeq and is a predicted model, not a curated record. Lineage: Eukaryota; Metazoa; Arthropoda; Insecta; Coleoptera; Chrysomelidae.
GGCAGGGCAGAACGUGAAAGUAGUAAGGUAUCAAGCAAUGCCAUAUCCGAACAGUGUCACGAUGUAUUGGAACACAUUAUCAACAAGUUAACAAUAAACGAAGAUUUGUAUGAGCUGCUUCUUAAAAAAGGUAUUAGUGCCAAUGUUUGGCUUUCUGGCAAGACGUUGACCAAAUGGAAUUGGUGUAUGGACGAAGGAACCCCAGCGGUAUAUUUCAGCUGGAACCCAAAAAAUGAAUCUUCUUUUGAACUGAGAGUUAUCGACAAUACUAGCAAGCUGAAUAGUACGAAAUAUAUAUCCGAUGAAGAUCAAUUCACUAUUCAGAAAAGUGUAUCCCAAAGUGAAGUUAUUAAAAUUAGAUCUGAGAGGUCACUGGAAACGAAAAAUAUUUACGCUUUCGUAAAUCUUGCCAAGGAGUGGAAAAGAAAGUCAUGUAGUGAACCAGUAUUAGAAGUUUAUCUGAACGAAGAUUUGCUUUUUACGAAUUCAACCAAUAUGAAUGACUUUGGAAAAGAAGAACCUCCAAAGGAAAAAAUUGAAAUUUAUAUAAAAGCAAACUCAAGUUAUUUUACUGAUCACCAAUUCAAGAUUGAAAAAAAAUAUAUUUUCGUUUCCGAACCGGCAACUUUUUUCACAGCCAGGCAAGAUUGCUCCGAAAGAGGCACCCGGCUAUUAACUAUAAAGAGUGAAGAUGAAAGUAAAGAUGUUGUGGAAGCUAUGGAAAAAGAACAACAUGAAAUUUACUGGACGUCAGGAAAUAAAAUAGCCAAUCACAAGACUUGGCGUUGGUCGGACUCGGAAAAAUUUAGUUAUCUUCAUUGGUUCACAGGAGAACCAAAUAACGACCAAGGUAAUGAAUUCUGCAUGGAAAUAUGGAAGACUGGGUAUUGGAACGACAACAUAUGUGAGACAAAACUUCCAUAUAUUUGUGAAAGUGUGGUAAUUCCAAAAGACAAUUUUCCAACUGUUGAAGUCUUUGUCGACAAAGAGCUGAUAUUCAAGAAUUACAGUAUCAAUGUAGCUCAAACACCUAGUAUAUCAGUACACAUUGGUAUGGAUGGAAACAAUAAAUCGGAUCAUUCUACGAUAGUACUCUUCCAGACUAAAUAUUUCUCGAAGGAUGUUACAGACGUCAGUGAAAAUCUCGCUAUUCCUUCAAAUUUCCAACCAGAGAACUUUAAUGGUAUCGAUUUCGUUAUUAUGAAGACAACAGAAAAAGGUUUCAGCUGUCCAAAGACCUACCUCUUCCAAAUAAAGCCUGAGUUCAAUUAUAAUGGAGCAAUGGAAUUCUGCAAUGAACGUUCAAUGCAGCUUCUUUCCAUCCAAGAUGAAAAGGAACAGAUGAAGAUCGAAGAGGAAAUGUUAAAAAGGAAUAUAGAUCAUUUUUACUGGACCUCUGGAUAUCUUGCUGACGGUAUUUGGUACUGGAAUGAAAAAGAAGAGAUGUCUUACCAAAACUGGGCUAAAGGACAACCUGAUAAUAAAAAUGGAAACGAAUCGUGCCUGGAAAUAUACAUACCAUGGAACAAAGCCAGAUGGAAUGAUCAAGAUUGCAUUGACAAAAACCCUGUAAUAUGCGAGAGUUUGGAUUAGAACAUGGAGAUGAUCAAAAUGAAUUCGUAUGAUUUAAUAUAAUCUUGAACUGUUUUUCAUUGAAUUUAUAUAAAUUGAAUCCAAAAAACUUUUCGCUUGAGAAAGAUUUUUUUUAUGUAAAUACAUACUGUUACAUUUAUUGAUUCAAGAAAUAUUGCUGAAAUUUUCGUCUGAA